Aaosphaeria arxii CBS 175.79 is the source of this 732-nucleotide messenger RNA. RefSeq lists its product as uncharacterized. The record is from RefSeq and is a predicted model, not a curated record. The transcript has a single exon. The coding region runs from base 79 to 732 and encodes 217 amino acids. Lineage: Eukaryota; Fungi; Ascomycota; Dothideomycetes; Pleosporales.
CAGCGAACUGUAAAACCUUUGCAUCAGGGUCUCUUUAAGAUGCGCCAGAAGCACUUCAGCGAACUAUAAAAACUUUAUAUGAGAAUCUCUCUAAGAUACGCUAGAAGCACUUCAGCGGACCGUAGAAAACCUACAUCCGGAUCUCCUCGACAUGCCCUCAAACGAUGUCCACAUAUCCGCGCGUUGGAUGCCCAGCUCAUCACGACUCGCCAUGCCGUCCUCGGCAAUGCGAACCUAGGAUCUUCACUUCCAUAUGAGAGUCUCGCGCUCUUUCUGCAGCGCGCCCACAAGCGCGUGCGUGUUGAGUGGGACGCCCAUAAGGUUCAGCAAGUGGUCGAAGAUAUCAUCGACGACAUUGCUCAGGACCAGGACGUGCGUAUCACUCUCACCAUUCGGACAGCGCCCAACUUGCCAGAGGGAAGUAAUGAGGAUGUGACUGCUCUGUUUUCUCUGUUGGCAGGGGUACGUAAGGCUUUGUGUGGGAUCGAGCAGUUCAUGCAAGGCCGUGCCGGGCAGCUCCGUGAGCAACACGGGGGAGUGCAAAAGCAUGACUCGAUGGAGGAUCUGACGGCAAAAGUUGGGAACUGCGUCGACAGGAGCGCUCUCAAGGUUCUAGUGGAGCAGGUAUUUGCCAUGCAUGCAGAGCAAUUGGCAACCACUAACGGAGAGGGUGCAAUGCUUAUCAGAAAAAUAGUCAAGCUGAUCGAUAUGGCACUCGUCCAGCAGAAGUAA